AUGUCCAGCAAGCAAGACAAUAUCAUGCCCUCCGCCGAAUUCGCAAAUACCUCCGUGGGGCAGAUGGCUGCGCCCGUGUCUACGUGUGAUUGUGGGGGCGAUGAGAGGGGGUGUAGGUGUCCGGCUGGGAAGUGUGCGUGUGGUGCGCAUAACCAGAGCUGUAAGUGCUGCGAGCAGAACCCACCCGAGAAGAAGUGA
Messenger RNA from Saitoella complicata NRRL Y-17804, 198 nucleotides. RefSeq lists its product as uncharacterized. The record is from RefSeq and is a predicted model, not a curated record. The transcript has 2 exons. The coding region runs from base 1 to 198 and encodes 65 amino acids. NCBI's taxonomy places the organism in Eukaryota, Fungi, Ascomycota, Saitoellomycetes, Saitoellales, Saitoellaceae.